Messenger RNA from Funneliformis caledonium, 1025 nucleotides. NCBI's taxonomy places the organism in Eukaryota, Fungi, Glomeromycota, Glomeromycetes, Glomerales, Glomeraceae. The record is from the annotation of a GenBank genome assembly.
CUCGUCAUUCACAUUCGUCUAUUGUGGUAGACGGAAAGGUUUAUUACUUUGGCGGAAUCACACCUACUACAGUGGGAUCACAAAUCUUGAGUAAUGAAAUGUUUUAUUUCGACAUUACAAAGGAGUUUGACACAUCAUCCAUUUUAUGGAUGGAUCAAACCGGCACUAGUCCAAUGUCAGUUCAAAGCGAAGGCGCAACAACGGUUGUCGAUGGUAAAGAUAAUAAUACCAUUUUUUUGGUCGGAGGUACAAUGUUUCAUCCCAAAACAAAUACUUUAGAAAUGAAUGCAUUGGUUUACACUUUUAAUAUUAAAAAUCAAAUAUGGAGUAAAGUGGAAGUUUUAGGAGAAACGCCACCGGGAAGGAAACAAGCUAAAGGAGUUAUUGAUUCCAGUGGGAAGAUUUACUUAUUCCGUGGUAUCAAUGCCAAUUAUGUGUCAGGUGGUGUCAUUGGAUAUCUUGGCGGAAUGGAAAUUUUUGAUACUAGAAGUUUAUCAUGGUCCACUGUGCCCUCUGAUAACACUGAAUGGAGAGGUCAAUAUUCUGCUACCAUUCUAGAAAAUGGAAACAUCAUUUAUAUAGGGGGACAGACCAUGACAAUGGCGGAUGUGGAUAUAAGCAAAGCAUAUAUUUAUAAUACCAAUACGGCCAUUUGGUCGCAAGAGGGAAUAAAAGGAAAUUCUACUAUAACGAUAGAUAAUAGAUAUGGACAUUCCGCAGUUCUAUAUAAAGGAAAGAUAGUUAUAUACGGUGGAGCAAAGGGUUUAAAUCAAAUAACUCCCAAUCCGAGUCUAAUUUUCCUGAAAGUGGAUGAAACUUAUAGUUGGGUAUCUCAUUUUAAUCCACCACCUCCACCAACUGAUACUGAUGCUAAUCAACCCAAGAAUCCUUCAAAGGGCGGCGGGGAUAAACAAAAUGUUUCUGAUGAAAGUAAUGGAUGUUUAACACCAUCAAAAACUUUUGUAAUGGGAAUAAUCAUUAACGUAAUUAUUAUCCUUUUGCUUAAUCACCUCAUCUUGUUCUAA